Molecule: messenger RNA, 1224 nt
Organism: Brenthis ino (lesser marbled fritillary)
Lineage: Eukaryota; Metazoa; Arthropoda; Insecta; Lepidoptera; Nymphalidae
Source: the annotation of a GenBank genome assembly
AUGUCGCAAGCUCACAGAAGCAGUGUCAGUCAACAUUCGCCCUCAUCUUGCCAUUUCACAAGUGACUUAGAAGAACUAUCUGAUGAAGAACUCGUAAAACAAAUAAACGAUUUGAAACAACAAAUCCGUGUAUUAUCUCUUGAAAAUGAGAUUAUCGAGCGAACUAUUAUGAGACUAGAACCGUCUUUAAUGCAUGGGAUUCAACAAGCCUUAGAAUACGUUAUUAGACUUCAAAGUUCUUCAUCACUGAACGUCAGCAGUUUCGUCAAAUCUCAAGCGUCCAAGUUUGGAAUGGAGACUCUAUUGAGCCCAUCGAGAUUAUUCACAAGUCCUUCAAAGGUGUCAUCAAGACGAUUUGACUCAUCAGGUAAAGUUAGUGGGACUAUCAUUUUCGGAUCCGGGCCAAGAAUUAAUGUACUAGAACGUUCGGAAUUAGUGUCAAUAGAAAUGGAAGCCUUGAUCAGCAGUUUGGAAAAGAAUCGAAAAAAAGCAGAAAAAAAACAAGCACUUCUCAAGGCUCAGCUAGAAGAAAUUGGCAUAAGGGAAGUAGAGAUAAAAAAGGCGAGCGAGUUCUUCGAACAAGAAGUUGUGGUCGAAGGUUGGGACAAAAUAGCCCAAAGGAUUCCAGCAGAAAUCUGGAUACGUUUCAUGACAGAGUGGGUUAAGAUCUGCGAUAGUCAGAUAGGCAAAUUACGACUUAGAACAAGUACUUUAAAUACUCAAUAUAGCAAACUAAAAGGCCAAAUAAAAGUGAAGGCAGAAUUGAGUGAGAGUUUACAAGCAGUUGAUUUCGAGAAGUUAAAAAUCGAGAAUAGAGAAUGCUUAGAGAUAAUAGAUUACAAAUUACAACAGUUAGGCGAAUUGAAGAAGAUGACAGGAGAUGCUAACCUGAAUCUGACAAUACAUAAAAAGGCUUUGAUGGAACAAAACGCGUAUUUAAGCAACAUCAUUAAAUCUAUCAAAGAUAAGCACAAACAAACCAUUGAGUUGGAUAAAGAAAGAGAAACGAUACAAGUUCAAGCUGAUAAUUUAGCUCAGAAAUUAGAUGGUGUGAAGAAAGUUAGAAUGGCAUAUGAAGUACCAGAUGUGAUGGAUUAUGUUACCGUAAAAUCAGAAGUGGCAGAUUUGAAACAUAGUGUAAAGUUAUUGGAAAAUAGACUCCAUAUACAACAGAUUGCGUUGACUUCGCUCAAUAAAAAAUUAAAAUCGAUAUUUAUGAAACAA